Molecule: messenger RNA, 4833 nt
Organism: Patella vulgata (common limpet)
Lineage: Eukaryota; Metazoa; Mollusca; Gastropoda; Patellidae
Product: protein PALS2
Exons: 15
Coding region: 98-1807 (569 amino acids)
Cellular component (GO): cell-cell junction; plasma membrane
Molecular function (GO): protein binding
Source: RefSeq, a predicted model, not a curated record
AAUUAAGUCACGUGACUACAGGUUUGCAGCUUGAGUCAUGUUUGUCACAAAAGUAGGCUAAUAAUAAUAAAAGUUUAUACAGACAUUCACUUUCGAAAUGCCAGCUGCAGCAAGGGAUGAUAUCUCUGGAACCGAUGCACUCCAGACCCUGCAGAAUGGUUUUGAUGUAUUAGAAGAUCGUGAAGUUAAUGCAGAAGAUGAUGAUUUGGACUUCCUUAAAUCAUUUCUAGAUGACCCUGCUGUUGCAGCUUUAUUUAAAAUACAUGAUGAGCUUGAAAAUGGACCACCAGAACCAGAGGCGUCUAAUUCUGUUGGGAUGGCUAGAGAUGUUUUAUCAACUGUAGCAUCGGCUAAAGACAAAAACCGUAAUGCAGCAUCCUUAAGCAAGAUCAUCAAAAAUCCUCAUUUUAAGGCAUUACUGGUAGCACAUGAUGAUGUUGUACAGAGAGAUUAUGGUGACCAGUUACAAGAAACAGUUUCCCUUAUGUCCCCACCCCCACCAGUAUUUAAUGUUAUUACAGAACAAGUUCGCUUUGUAACCAUCAGAAAAUCAGACAGAGAACCAUUGGGUAUCACAGUUAAAUUAGAUGAAAAUGAUGAUUUAGUUGUAGCCAGAAUUUUACAAGGCAGCUUAAUAGAUAAACAAGGAUUACUUCGUGUAAAUGACAUCAUUCGUGAAGUAAAUGGAUUACCAAUGAUAACACCAGAUCAAUUGAUGGAAACCAUUGUCCAGGCUGAUAAUACCAUUACAUUAAAAAUAGUUCCAUCUUAUGGUGAUUCUAGGGUCACAGAAACGAUAUAUAUGAAAGCUCAUUUCAACUAUGAUCCAAUGAAAGAUCGGUUAAUUCCUUGUAAGGAGGCCGGUUUGCCAUUUCAAGAUGGAGAUAUUUUGGAGAUUGUGAAUUCCGAUGACAGUAAUUGGUGGCAGGCAAGAUUUGCAGAUAUUGAUGGACCAACAGGACUAAUUCCUUCGAAAAAUUUGGAAGAAAAAAGAAAAGCUUUUGUACAACAUGACUAUGACAAUUCAUCAAGCAGCCUGUUUUGUGGUUUAACAAAAAAGAAGAAAAAGAAAUAUAAAUACAAUACAAAAGCAAAUACAGAUUUUGAUCGUUGUGAUGUAUUGAUAUAUGAAGAAGUGCGGAGAAUGUCGCCUUUCCAAAGAAGUGUACUGGUCCUUGUUGGUGCUAAUGGUGUGGGUCGCAGAUCAUUAAAGGAAAGACUUAUCAGAGAUGAUCCUAGAAGAUUCAGUGGAGUCAUUGCCCAUACAUCUAGAGCACCAAGAGAGAAUGAAUCAGAUGGUAAGGGUUAUUUCUUUACAGAUAGAGAAACUAUGGCAGCUGACAUCAACAAUAAUAAAUAUAUAGAAUUUGGUGAAUAUAAUGGUAACCUUUAUGGAACUAAACUGGAAAAGAUAUACGAAGUCAAACAGUCUGGUAAAAUGUGUGUGCUGGAUGUUAAUCCUACUUCUCUGAAGAUAUUGAAGACACCAGAGUUCAUGCCGUAUAUUGUAUUUAUAGCAGCACCAAGUGUAGAGGUUUUAAAAGUAAUGUAUGAAGAAGGCCAUAGACUAAGUACAACAGGAAGAGCAAAGAAUCGUGGUGGUGGACCCAAUUUUGUAGAAACAAAAACGGAAGAAGAUUUUAUUAGAACCGUAAGGGAAAGUGCCCAGAUAGAACAGACAUAUAAAGCUUAUUUUGAUCUUAUACUUGUUAAUGAUUCAUUUGAGCAAACCUAUAGAUCGCUAAGAAAGGCGUUAACAUCUUUAACAUCUACACAGCAAUGGGUUCCUGUCAAUUGGGUGUAUUAAUAUGUCACUAAUACUGAACAACAAAAUGAACUCUCAAAUUUUUCAUUACUUUAAAUACCGGUACAGUCUCUAAAAUCAUGCAAGAGCUGUUGAUUGGUGCUCGUGCUGUUUUGUAUUUUUUGACGUCUGGCUUUGUGGAAAUAAUUAAAAGGACUAGGCAUUGGACUAUUCACCUCAGUGCAACUCAUCGGGGUAUAUUGAUAAACAUUGAAAUUGGGAUCAUUAUUUUGAAAAUUAUUAAUGAUUAAAUAUUGAUUGUUUUAUAUAUAUGUUGUUGUUCAGUAUCUUUUGUGCCAUUAUGGUCAAACCAGAUUCUUACCAAUUUAUUACAUAUUACAAGUUUUCAGUGACUAGUUAAAUGAAGUAAGCAUUAUUAGAAUUCCUAACCCUUUUCACAUUCUCUUUAAUUAACUAGCAUGAUAUUAUUAUAUAUACAUGUGUGUGUGUAAAUUACAUAAAGAUAAUGCAAGAAUUUUGAAUGACCAAAUUAGUUUAUAGUGCAAUGAGUGUUUAGGUGGUUAAAACUUGAUUUUGUCCUGCAUUGAUAUCAUAGCACAAAUUAGUUGACCAUAGAAGGUUGUCAGUCAUUUAAUGGCACAAUAAUUUCAUUUUUUGAUAGAUAUUUUGUAAAAUUUUACACAAAGAUAUUCUAUAUAUUCAUAUAUAACAUCAGUUUUUAUCCUCUAUAAUUUAUCCUCUGAUGUAUAUUUCGGAUAAAUUAUUUCAAAACUUAAUGCUCAAAACAACUACUUUUGUAUUGUCAAUUUGGAAAAAAAGUUGUUCUUUUUAAGCUUUAAUCAUGAGUGUGCAUACCUCAAAACAAGAUAUUUUCAUUGGAAACUAAUUGACAAAAUUGGCUUGGGUGUACUUUGAAGUGGUAGAUGACAUCUAUAAAAUAAACUCCUGAGAUUCUUGGAGAGAUGAUUUUUGAAGCUCAUAUUUUUAUUUCGCCAACUUAAUGAUCGUUAAUAUCAAAAUCACUCUUCUCAUUCUUGCUACAUAAAAUAAUUUUAAGAUUCUUUUGACAACAAGAGUACAAGAUUUUUAGUUAUAUUAUUUGUUAGACUAAUUAGUAUUUUGAAAAAACCUUGCUUUAUGCUAGAAAUGGCAAUAAUAUUCUGCACACAUAUCAUAAUGUGAAUUGUGAAAAUAAGCAUUUUUGGUAAUAGUAUUUAAGUGUUUUGUCUAGUAAAUAAAUUGCUUGUAAAUAGGAUUUAUUAUAGAGAGGGUGUACUUUUUAAUAUGUAAACUAGCCCAAAUUGUACUAUUCUGAAAAGUUAAAUGAAUAGCUUUUUUCUGUAGGCCUAUUUAAAGCACAGCAAGUGCAAAAGUUGGAAUAGAUAAAACGAGAUACACAAUUAUGUUGAAUUCUUAUGUCCACCAAAAUUGACAUUGAACAUAUAUUAAAUGUAUUUUAAUUAUCUUGGUAAAAAGCUUAUCAAGAGAAACAUGGUAAGAUUGUUCAACUUUUGAGUAGAAGGAAAAGUUGUGUUUCUUAAAUUUGAACAUUCCAUUUAGAUCAUUCUAUUUUUAUUAUUAUCAAAUUAUAUUCUUAUAUCUUAUUGCAUGUGGCCAGCUUGUUAUAAUUUUUAUAUUACAUCUAUAUACAUAUAUAUAUUCAUUUUAUUAAUUUUUUGUUGAUUUUUAUAAAUAUCUAGUUAAUAAAUAUACCGUACUUCAGCCGAUACUAAAGUAUCAGAUUGGGCAAUGAUAUGCAUAUGCAGAAUAUGCAGGAUUAAGAAUUGAUUUGACUUGUGCCUUUACUAAAUAAUUUGAAUCUUUUUGUAUCAUUUAUUUAGUUGGUCAUAAUGUGAUUGAAAAAACUUAUCAACCAGAGGUUUCUAUUACAAGUAAUAACCAUGCCAUAUAAAUUCAUAUCAUAGCUGUAAUCUACAGGCUUAGUGCCUUUAAAUAAGAAUUAUUCAAUUAUGCACUAGUAAUUAAUUCCCUCCUCUAAUAACCAUGUUAUAUGUUGAGUCUAUAAAUAUAUAGUUUUGAUAAAACAUUGUACAUUUACAUACAAUUUUACUACUUCAAUUAUCUUUUCUCUUCAACCCACAACUUGUAUAGGAUCUAAGGGAAAAGCAAAGUGCAGAUUUGUUCCGAUCUGGUGUGUUUAAAUUGUUUAUUGUUCUUAUCUAAUUGACCAGAACAGUGCAAGUGGCUACACUCACAUUAAGAGUUGUUGUUUUUUAAAUUGAAUUCAAGUGCUAAAAAUUUUAUUAUUAGUUUAUGAAUCUGAGAGUAAGAGAGUCAUACAUGUAUGUAAAAUAACAAUUAUUAUUUAACAUUUGCAUUAUCCACACUUUCUAAAUUGAGAUAAAAAUAGGUACAUUUUUCCUGAACCAUUGUCUUUAUGUUAACAUCUGCUGGUACCUAUUUAUUAAGUUACUACAUUUCGUAGUCUGCCUUCCUGCAAUGGCCUCAUCUAGAAUACAAGAAUGAUUGGUUCUUUAGGUGAAGGACAUUCUGAUUAAUGUUCCAAAUAGGUACUGGAGCUUUUCAUUCGCCUGUGUUAAAUUUUAAACCUACCAAUUGGAUUUAUGGUUCAGGGUAUAUUAUAUUGUCAUAGGUGUUAAAGAAUGUAUGAGAAUAUACAGUAAUGGUUAAAUAUCAGGCAUUGUAUAUCUAAAACAUUAAAUUAAUAUCAUAAUUUUAUUUAUCAGAUAAAUGAAAUGCCAUCAUAAAGCAAUUUACAUUGUAUUUAUUAAGAUCCAACAUAUUCUUAUUACCAUAUCAAUAGAUGACAGAACAGCUAUAUUCAGUAAAAAUAAACCUGGAUAUAUUUUAAAAUAGUAAGAGGUUCUAUUAAAUACAAAUUGGCAAGAAAUGGAAUGAAAUUUUGUUUUAAAAUGAUAUAUGAAAAGUCCAUGAAUUUGUCUGGGCCCUAUAAAUUAUCUGUGUGGAAUGAAGUUUAUUUUCAUUUCAGAUGAAUCAUUCCAUAUCAUUGUAUUAAUUAUUAUCAUUUAAACUUCUCAUUAUAAUUAUAUUAUAAAUAUGUUUGAAAAUAAAAUUUAAAACUGGAA